ACAAGAUCAGCCUUAACUUUCCCCCCCACUGUUGCCAAUGGCGGUGGUCGUUUAGAGGCUUCGGGUGGAUAAUAUAUUAUUACAUAUCCAUCUAUCCAUUUUCUACCACAUAUUUUUAAUAUAAAAACGUUAUCAAAGAAAGUGACUCGUGAAACUACCGUCGUGGAGGACUCCUGAGUGUUUUUUCCUAUGGAUGAAGUCCAAAUAAUGAAUACUGAGUGGACGAACAAAAACCUCCGGGAUCUUCUGACUGCUAUAAAGACAAACAUAUCGGAAAAAGACAGCACAAAGGCAUACUCCCAUGUACUCAAGAAGCUCGACUGGGAGAAGGUGGCGUUCCCUCCUUUCCCACCCAAAGAGUGUCAAAAAAUGUGGAAACUUCUGUCACAAACGAUGCGUAAAGAACGAACUCUCACAGAGCUUGUGGAGGAAGCUGCAGCGGAACUUGGCAGUUCAACCAAAAAGGGAAAGCUACGUCUCCAGAAAAUAAUCAAGCAAGAAUCCAAAGGAAACGCCGUUCCAGCCAAACCACCCAUGAGCGGUUAUAAUCUGUACUGCAAAGAGCAGCUUCCCUUCAUGCAGGGCGUUGCCAAAAAACAGUAUGUCAGCACAUGGGCCCAACGAUGGCGCGCGCUGAGCGAUGACGAAAGACGCAGCUUCAACAUUCGCUGUCAUAAGAUGAAGAAAGAGUACACCAAUAAGAUGAACGACUAUCUAUUGACUUUGGACAGAGACAAGCAGCAGACGUUUCAAGAUGACUCUGGUAACAAAAGACCAACACCUGUCAGGAAGAGGAAAGUGUGGAUAAAGUCUGUGAAAAAGUACCGAGACGAGCCCAAGAAGUCAUCUUGUUCGGGAUACAACAUUUUCUACAAGAAAUACAUGGAACAACUAAAGGAGGAGUUCCCCAAUCACAGAGAGCGCUUUGUCCACAUCAGUCGCCUCUGGAACCAGCUUAGCAAUAAGGACAGGAGUGACUAUCAAAGCCAAGUGGAAAAAAAUAUAAGGAAAUAUGCCACAAACCUGCAAAAGUGGUUUAUGACAUUGACAGAAGAAGAACAGAUGGACUAUCGUGCUUCUAACCCAAGUAAAUGUCCUUACCUGGUAAUGGAUGUGUCACAUAACAACACAGAGGAUCCAAGCUUGUACAGACCAUCAGAUUCAGAAGAUGAGCUCAUAGAAUUGAGCAGCAGCGGUGAAGACAAACCAUAUCUUGUUUUAAGUGAGGACUACUCGGAGGAUGACGAGGACAUUGGCGAAACCACCUUUGCUAUGUUUUAGAUCAGGGGUCGGCAACCUUUACUACUCAAAGAGCCAUUUUGACCCGUUUUACAAAAUUAAGAAAAUGUCUCGCCAAAUUUCUCCCCCCCUACAAAAACCUCCCCCCCAUUUCCUUCUGGGGUCAUGAUUGAUACAGACGUUUUGUUAACGCUACAUUAUAAAAAUAUAACGCUAUAUUAUAAAAAUAUAAUGCUAUAUUAUAAAAAUAUAACACUAUAUUAUAAAAAUAUAAUGCUAUAUUAUAAAAAUACAGAUGUUUUGUUAACGCUAUAUUAUAAAAAAAAACAAUUUACAAACACAGGCUAUUGGAUGACGCAAAAGGAAACGUUAGGAAACGUGACCUCGGAAGUAAAUGCGUCAUCCCAUAGCUUGUGUUUGUAAAUUGUUUAUUUUUAAUUUUUUAUAAUAUAGCGUUAACAAAACGUCUGUAUUUUUAUAAUAUAGCGUUAUAUUUUUAUAAUAUAGCGUUAUAUUUUUAUAAUAUAGCGUUAACAAAACGUCUAUUAAUCAUGACCCCGGAAGUAAAUGGGGGGGGAAGGUUUUUGUAGGGGGGGAGAAAUUUGUCGUGACACCGACAAUGGGAGCCACGACCGUUCUCACGAAUACCUGCUGAUGGUCACCCACAAAAUAAUAAUAAGGGGGAGCUAUGAAGCCAUUGCCUUUGACGCCUUCUACAACAUGUGCUAACAGCUUGCCAGCCCAGCAACAUGUUGUAUGUGGCUUCCACAGACAGACGUGCACGACUGCAGGCAUACUUACUCAACAGCCAUACAGGUUACACUGAGGGUUGUGAUAUAAACAACUUUAACACUCUUACUAGUGUGCGCCACACUGUGAACCCACACCAAACAAGAAUGACAAACACAUUUCGAGAGAACAUCCUCACUGUAACACAAAAUAAACGCAACAUAACACUUACCCAGAAUGUCAUGCAUCCAUGACUCUUCCAGGCUAUAUUAUACACCCCGCUAGCACCAAACCCCCCCCCCCCCUCCGUGCGUCGGUUGAGGUGGGCGGGGUUGGGGCCGCGGGGGUGUAUAAUAUAGUCAGGAAUAGUCAUGGAUGCAAAGGAUUCCGGGUAUUUUUUUGUGUUGCGUUUAUGUUGUGUUACACUGAGGAUGUUCUCCCGAAAUGUGUUCGUCAUUCUUGUUUGGUGUGGGUUCACAGUGUGGCGCAUAUUAGUAAGAGUAGAAAAGUUGUUUAUAUUACAACCUUCAGUGUAACCUGUGUGGCUGUUGACUAAGUAUGCCUUGCAACCUCGUACGUGUGACGAUAAAAGCAGCGAAAUGCAUGCGUCCGGCCGGGACGCAGAUAGCAUGGUGUAAAGGCGGGCGAGAUGACAUGUUGUAGAGGACGUUAAAAGUAAAGCCAUCACAGCACGCCCUCAAUAUUGUAGUCCAGGUGAAAGUCGGAGAAUGUUGACCCUGGGUGAUGUCCGGGAGAGGCACCAAAAUCCGGAAACCCCCCGAAACAAUCGGGGGGGGGGGGUUCGGCGAUUAUGCAGCUGAGCCACAUCAGAGUGGCCAAAGAGCCGCAUGUUGCCGACCCCUGUUUUAGAUGGAGCUGGACACUGCAGUAAAACUAUUAUUUUGAUUGUCAUGAUCAUCAUUUAGGAUUUUCAGGCGCUACUGUGUAGUGUUACCUUGACUAGUUCACCUUCAUGCUUUUGAUUUUUAUCAAUGCAUUUUAAAUUGUUUUAAAUAUGGAUAAAGAUUUGUGGAUGCAAAGUUAAUACUGUGCUGGAAUUAAAUUUUUGUGUAAAUAGAUUUUUUUUUUCAACACAAUCUUGUUUUUGUGACAAAUUAAAUUCCUAUGACAAUGAAAUACAGAAUUUAAAUGUAAAAUGAUUUCCAAAUAAAUUAAUUGAAUUGA
Messenger RNA from Nerophis ophidion (straightnose pipefish), 3153 nucleotides. Its product is annotated as upstream-binding factor 1-like protein 1. The record is from RefSeq and is a predicted model, not a curated record. The coding region runs from base 190 to 1281 and encodes 363 amino acids. Lineage: Eukaryota; Metazoa; Chordata; Actinopteri; Syngnathiformes; Syngnathidae. The transcript is spliced from 13 exons.